AAAACUCUGAACUCAAAAAAGAACCUUAAACGCUGGUUUAGUAUAUGUUCCGUUUGUUGCUGCCUCAACUCACUCAACACAGAGUAAAUUCUCCGCAUUUGCACUCAGGUAAAAGUUUUCAAAAUGCGCAAUUUUGACGUUCAAAGGAAAGUCGCGUGAUGAUAAAAAGUCGCGCGGGGGUGCUUGGGGUGGUUUUGACAAAGUCGGCUAAACAAAACUACCCCAAGCACCACCGCGCGCUCGCCUUUUUCUAGCUGACCUCUAUACAAUAACUGAAUGCAACGUUAUAUAUUUCACUAUUAAAACGUCUGGGUACGACGCUGGAAAGGUAUCGAGUUGCAUACCUUAGAUUCAAAUAACAUCCCACAUGUCGUAAAAUUGCAAGUUUGCAACACAGCGACCGAGGUUUUGAAAGCUUGACAACUGACAAGCGACAGUUGCAUGUCCCUGUAUCCUUCUAACAGACCUUAAAGAAUGUCUUCUGAGAAAACGCCGGCCGCUGGGAGCCCAGAAAUACAACUUUAUAAGCAAAGAGCAUCCAAAUUUUAUACAAAGCAUGGUCGACUUCAUGGUCUGAAUUUUAAACCGCGACCAGACGAUGUGUUCGUUGUUACUCCACCAAAAUGUGGUACAACAUGGAUGCAACAGAUCUUACACCAGCUACGAAGUGGUGGAGAUAUGUCAUUUGAUGAAAUCACUGAUGUUGUUCCUUAUUUAGAAGCUGCUUAUGAUACAGAGAGAGACCUUGAAGCUGAGCACAACUUUCAACCUCGAUGUUACAAGACCCACGCUUGGUAUCCCGACUGUCCCAAAGGUGCUAAAUACAUUGUCAUCUACCGUGAACCAUGUGCUUCUUUCAGUAGUUUCUACAACUUCCUCAAAGGCUGGUUUUUUCAACCUGGAGAGAUUUCCCUCCAAGAAUUUGUGAAAGAAAUUGAGCUUGCUCGAGGAGAACCAAAAAGCAAAAUGGAGAGCGCCUCAUAUUUUGUUCACUUGAUGAGCUGGUGGGAACACAGGAACGAUCCAAACGUUUUGUUUUUGUUCUUCGAGGACAUGAAAGACGACUUGGAGAGCGCAGUCAGAAAGGUUGCAUCGUUCAUAGGAAUUGAAGACGACGAAAGAAUUAAAAAGGCUGUUGAAAUGAGUUCCUUUGAAUUCAUGAAGAGCAACGAGAGGAAGUUUUCAGAGUACCGCACAGCAAAAUAUCGGAAUAAAUUUUGUGGUAUACCAGACGAUGUGGUGCCGAGCAAGGUCGUCACAGGAUCUGCGACUAAAGGACGAGAAAUGAUGGAUGAGAAGACCAAAGAAAUGAUUCACGCAAAGUGGAAUGAGGUGGUUUGGAAACAGAUUGGAUUUCAAGAUUACCAACAGCUGAGAAAUGCAUUCAAGAAGCAAAACGAAAAUGAAUGAAUGAAUGAACUAAAUGGAAUAACAUCUAAUUAGAAACAUUAUAUUUUAUCUCAGCAAACCGUAAAAUGAAAUAAUUCUCGACAUUUGUAACAAAUAAUUGGCAGACAU
Molecule: messenger RNA, 1518 nt
Organism: Dendronephthya gigantea
Lineage: Eukaryota; Metazoa; Cnidaria; Anthozoa; Malacalcyonacea; Nephtheidae
Product: estrogen sulfotransferase-like
Exons: 3
Coding region: 475-1410 (311 amino acids)
Biological process (GO): sulfation
Cellular component (GO): cytoplasm
Molecular function (GO): sulfotransferase activity
Source: RefSeq, a predicted model, not a curated record